Messenger RNA from Amorphotheca resinae ATCC 22711, 1623 nucleotides. RefSeq lists its product as hypothetical. The record is from RefSeq and is a predicted model, not a curated record. Gene Ontology annotation, cellular component: membrane. The transcript has 6 exons. Bases 1 to 1623 code for a protein of 540 amino acids. NCBI's taxonomy places the organism in Eukaryota, Fungi, Ascomycota, Leotiomycetes, Helotiales, Amorphothecaceae. Gene Ontology annotation, biological process: transmembrane transport. Gene Ontology annotation, molecular function: transmembrane transporter activity.
AUGGCGAGCUCAGAUCUCCCCCCUCGUUCGCCAAUCGUGACCGUGGAACACCAUGUCGGCCCCGUCUCCAAAUCAUCUCUCCCCAUCGUCCCCCCCGACGCCGAGUCCAAAGACCCCUCCUCAUCGAUAGGCGGCGAGUUGGCAGAACCCGCCGCCCUCCCCCAAGGGACCAUCGACCCUAUCUACGAGGCAAAAGCGCGGAUCCUGAACCAUGCUAUCCAGGAGAUCGGGAUGGGAUGGUACCAGUGGCAGCUGUUCAUCGUCGUCGGCUUUGGCUGGGCUAAUGAUAAUCUCUGGCCCAUUGUCACAUCCCUCAUCUUCACGCCAAUCGCGAAUGAAUUUCUUCCACAUCGGCCUCCCCUUCUCACGCUCGCCCAGAAUAUUGGACUCCUUGCCGGCGCUGUGUUUUGGGGCUUUGGCUGUGAUGUGUUUGGCCGCAGGUGGGCUUUCAAUCUCACCCUCGGGGUGACAGCAGUCUGGGGCAUGAUUGCGGCCGGCGCUCCCAACUUUGCUGCCAUCGGCUGCUUUGCUGCCCUGUGGAGCUUUGGCGUUGGCGGGAACCUCCCCGUCGACUCGGCCGUCUUCCUCGAGUUCCUCCCCGGCUCGCAUCAGUACCUCCUGACCAUCCUAUCUGCCGACUGGGCAGUCGCUCAGGUCGUAGCCACGCUGGUUGCCUGGCCCCUUCUCGGAAACCUGACAUGUCAAGAGAAUACCACGUGCACCAAAUCGGAGAACAUGGGCUGGCGGUAUUUUGUCAUUGUGAUGGGUGGCAUUUCGUUGAUCGAGUUUGGGAUUCGUUUUGCAUGCUUUACGGUCUUCGAGUCUCCCAAGUAUCUGAUGGGUAAGGGUCAGGACGCAGAGGCUGUCAGAAUUGUACACGAGGUGGCGAGGAGGAACGGCAAAACUUCAAAUUUGACGCUUGAAGAUUUACAAGCAUGCGAUCCGGAGGGAACGGGCACGCAGACGGAUGCCGCAGCCGCUUUGAAGCGCAAACUGGAGAAGUUCAAUCUCUCGCACGUGCGGGCACUCUUUGCGACCCCGAAGCUGGCGUUUAGCACAGGCCUGAUCAUGUUGGUCUGGGCAUUGAUAGGUCUUGGAUUCCCCCUGUACAAUGCCUUCCUGCCAUACAUCCAAGCGACGCGCGGUGCGAAGUUCCAUGACGGCUCUACAUACAUCACCUACCGCAACUCCCUGAUCAUCGCCGUGCUCGGGGUCCCAGGGGCCCUGAUCGGCGGCCUGCUCGUCGAGAUCCCGCAAUUCGGGAGAAAGGGUGCGCUCGCCAUGUCCACGAUCCUCACGGGUGUGUUCCUGUACGCAUCCACGACGGCUACGACAUCCAACGCCCUACUAGGCUGGAACUGCGCGUACAAUUUUUGUUCGAAUAUAAUGUAUGCAGUGCUCUAUGCUUACACCCCAGAGGUCUUCCCGACCAAGGACCGCGGGACGGGCAACGCACUGGCGGCGACAGCGAAUCGCAUCUUUGGCAUUGUGGCGCCUAUCAUCGCCAUGUUCGCAAACCUGCAGACCUCGGCGCCAGUGUACACGAGCGGCGCUCUCUUCAUCGCCGCGGGGCUCUUUGUCAUUGUGCUUCCCUUCGAGCCGCAGGGGAAAGCCAGUCUCUAA